AAUACCAUUAACUGUUUGUCUAGAAUUCAUUACGAAUGUUUGGAUUUAUAAGAAUUUUAUUUUCAACAAGCUGAUUAAAAAUGUCUUAUCCUGAAAAUCCUUUUGAUGAAAAUUUCGAUGUGAAGGAAAUAUUAGCAAUUCAUUCGGAUGAACAAAACGCAGAUAACCUUUCAAACGAGCACGAGGAUAAAUUAAAUAAAUUAUUGUUGUGGAUUUGUUCAUCUCCUAAAAUUAGUUCAAUUCGAUUUAAUAAGCUUCUCACAUCCAAAGAUCAGCUUAUUAAUAUUCUUACAGAAAAGAUUUUAGCAAAUAAAUAUAUUGAAAUUGCUCCUAAAAUUUAUGAACAUCCCUCGCUGCCUGACGUUAUCAUUGUUGAAAAGUUAACAAAAUAUACUGACGAACUAGAUAAGAAUUUAAACGAAGUCAUUGUUGAUCCAAUUUGUGGCGCUGCUAUAUUAAGAGGUUCUCAUAUAUUUGCUCCAGGAGUUUUAGGCUUAUUAUCAGCCAGUCAAAUUGGAGACAAGGUUAGUAUUUACGCGGAUCUUACAGGUGAAUGUAAAAGAGGCUAUUUAAAAAAAUUCGAAAAUCCGGGGAAAGUUUUUAUUGGAAAUGGGAUUUUACAUCAAAGUAGGAAAGAAAUAUUUGAAAAUAAUGCUGAACCAAAGGGUUUGGCAGUAGAAGUAAUAGGAACGAUUUCAUAUUGUCCUCCAAUAGAUGAUAAAGAAUUAUGGAAGUAUGGUGCAAUAUUGCAAAAUUUACCAUCGAUAGUAUGUGGACACGUAUUAAAUCCUCAACGUAAUGAUAUUAUUUUGGAUAUGUGUGCAGCUCCUGGAAAUAAAACUACCCAUUUAGCUACAAUAAUAAAUAAUCAGGGCACAAUUAUUGCUCUGGAUAAAAAUAAGUCAAAAAUAGACAGCUUAAAAGAACGCUGCAAAAUAUUUUUUUCGCGUUGCGUUGAAGUUUAUCAUUUUGAUGCAACUGAAGCUGUAGUAGUUGAUAAUGAAAUCAAUCCAUCUGGAAAAUUAAAUUUAGUACCUCCAUUUAAUAAAGAAACUUUUGAUAAAAUAUUAUUAGACGUACCUUGCAGUGCCUUAGGACAGCGUCCACAAUUAAGAAAUAAAAUUACGAAUAAAGAAUUAAAAUCUUAUGUGUCGUUGCAAAGGAAAAUUUUCAGAGCGGGUGUCGAUUUAUUAAAAACGAAUGGUCAUUUAGUUUACAGUACUUGUACUAUUACAUUAGCAGAAAAUGAAGGAAUGGUUGCAUGGGCCUUGAAAACAUUUUCGUGUUUAAAACUAAUACCAGCUGUUCCCAAAAUUGGUGGUUCUGGUUGGAAAAUAUCUUCCCUAACAACAGAACAAUGUGAUAACCUUCAACGAUUUUCUUAUCAAGAUGAAAAUUGCGACAGUGUUGGAUUUUUUAUAGCUCAUUUUGAAAAAAUUGAAAUAAAUAAUCCACAAUGAUUAUAACUAACCGCAGGUAUGAGUCACGAUAGUUGAUAUAUAGAUGAUCAA
Molecule: messenger RNA, 1511 nt
Organism: Chrysoperla carnea
Lineage: Eukaryota; Metazoa; Arthropoda; Insecta; Neuroptera; Chrysopidae
Product: tRNA (cytosine(72)-C(5))-methyltransferase NSUN6
Exons: 7
Coding region: 81-1460 (459 amino acids)
Biological process (GO): RNA methylation
Molecular function (GO): RNA binding; methyltransferase activity
Source: RefSeq, a predicted model, not a curated record